GUAAGCAGCCGCACGGAUCGGACACAAUGAACUAUAAGCUGCUCCUUCUUGGACUAUUUUCAUUUGCCAUCUUUCUCUUUGGCAGUGAGGCAGCAUUUGUUAAAAUGACAAAUGCAAAAUGUCAGUCGUACAACAAGUCGUGGGUGGAAGUUCACUAUUGCCGCCUGAAGGCCUACUCCCGGAACAAGACAAGUCUGAAUGUAAAUCUCACUGUCUUAGAACCGGCAAACAACAUCCACCUACGAUUUAAAAUGAUGAAGAGGGCCAAUGGCUACAAGCCAUUUCUCUGGGACUACACCAUUGAUGCCUGCGAGUUUAUGAGGAAACGCAAUCAUCCGGUGGCCAAAAUGUUCUGGAAUAUGAUGAAGGAUGUGUCCACAGUGAAUCAUACCUGUCCUUAUGUGGGCUUGCAGACUUUAAGCGAUUUACACCGGGUUGAAAUACCCCUACCAAUGCCAACUGGUGAAUAUCUUCUAUUGUUGGAUUGGAUGUUCGAUCGUAGACCGCAGUUUGCAUCAAAUGUUUACUUCACCUUUGUGGAGGAUCCGUAUAUUAAGAGCUGA
Molecule: messenger RNA, 563 nt
Organism: Drosophila obscura
Lineage: Eukaryota; Metazoa; Arthropoda; Insecta; Diptera; Drosophilidae
Exons: 3
Coding region: 27-563 (178 amino acids)
Source: RefSeq, a predicted model, not a curated record